This is a messenger RNA of Trichomonas vaginalis G3, 1053 nucleotides long. Its product is annotated as glycosyltransferase family. Gene Ontology annotation, molecular function: glycosyltransferase activity. The record is from RefSeq and is a predicted model, not a curated record. The coding region runs from base 1 to 1053 and encodes 350 amino acids. NCBI's taxonomy places the organism in Eukaryota, Parabasalia, Trichomonadida, Trichomonadidae. The transcript has a single exon.
AUGAUCAAAUUUAAUUCUGGACAUAUAAUUGAGGAAUUCUUGUUUUUACCGCCAUUUGCCUUACACGAGCCAUUAGGGCUCAAUGAGGAAUUAAAUACUCUAUUUUAUAAAGAUCGAGAUAUUAGAUCAUCGUUUUUUGAGACAAAUAAAUGGCAUAUCAGUGUUAUAUGGGACAUUUCCUACGGGCAAAUACAUGUUAAUGAUGAGCAUGCAUGCAGAGUAAAAAAUAACACGCAUUUCACUUACUAUUGCAGUUGGCCAAGUGAAAACAAGAAACCUGAUAUAAAUGGAACAGUUUAUAUUCAUAAUGGAUAUUGGCUCUAUAUGCACCAACAUGCACUCGACUAUGGAAUCCCUUCUAUGGUCACUGCACUAACUGCAAACAAAAUCGAUCCAAAUUCAGUAAAAUUGAUAUCCACUGCUUGUAAUCCAUAUUCAGACGCUUAUAUAUCCAGAUUCGGCUUCAAUCAUGAUGUCGAGAAAUGCAAAAGUUCGUAUGUAACUGUGAGUGCAAAGAGGAUAAUUGUUGUCGCAGUUAUGAAGAGUACACAUCCUUUCUUUUAUAAAAUGUAUUAUGAGAAAAUGAAAUUUCCAAAUGUGAAGCGUGACAAAAUUUUUAUUUUCCCUCGGAGGAAGAAUGAUGCGAAGCAAGGAAAGCCAGAUAGAAUUGUGUAUAAUCUUCUUGACAUUAAGAAACCGUUAGAAGAUAAAUAUGGCUUAGGUAAUGUAGUUGUUAUCGAGGAUGGAUGUAAAAAUACAAGCUUUUGCUUUGAUUUGCUUCCAAGAGCAAAAUAUAUAAUAGGACCGCAUGGUGGAGCACUAUAUAAUGCAUACUUUGCUGGGAAAGAUGUGAGCAUUAUUGAAUUACUGCCUAUCAAGAAGAAUGGAGAAUUUCCAACACCACACAACAAAUAUUGGACACCACACUCUGUAUUGAAUUUCGCGAACGGUCUCUCGCAGAAGUUUUAUAGAUAUUAUACUUUUUCAAACGAUAUCAAUUAUAAUAUUAAUGUGACUGAUUUUAUGGAUUGGUUUAACAAAUUUGUCAAAUAG